Dendronephthya gigantea is the source of this 2067-nucleotide messenger RNA. RefSeq lists its product as uncharacterized. The transcript has a single exon. Bases 1 to 2067 code for a protein of 688 amino acids. NCBI's taxonomy places the organism in Eukaryota, Metazoa, Cnidaria, Anthozoa, Malacalcyonacea, Nephtheidae. The record is from RefSeq and is a predicted model, not a curated record.
AUGAGCAAGAAUGUGUGUCCGUGUAACGCAAACCAUUGGUUGUCGCGUUGCGAUAAAUUCCGGAAACUGUCGCUAGAAGAAAGGAAGAAGUACGUGAAAGACAAGGGACUUUGCUUGAAUUGUCUAACCAGUGGUCACUUCGUUCGUUCAUGUGCUAAGCAAAGUUUCUGCAAGGUCGAUGGCUGUACAGGGAAACGCUCUACCUUUCUACACCCAAAGUCUACCCAAAUCGAUAAAGAGGACUAUAAGAGAACAAACCCUCAAGCAGAGCAAACGAAGGACGAAGAAUGUAAGGAUCCAUCAACUCAAGCACGUAACGUCAACGGUUAUGUAAGGUGCCAACCCCCCUCUAACCAAUCAAAAGGUCCAUCGGUGACGGGUCUCGCUAUCGUUCCGGUAAAAGUGAAGGCGAAGGAAGGAUCUGUGGAAGUCGAAACCUAUGCAUUCUUAGACUCUGGGUCGAAUACCUCGUUCUGCACAGAGAAUCUUUUAUGGCAACUAAGGCGCAAGGGGAAGAGAACCAAUCUCACAUUGACAACGAUGCUGGGAAAAGGCACUCCAAUCGCAUGUUCCGUGGUCGAGCUGGAAGUCUUCGACCUGAAAAAUCAACAUCAUGUCAGGUUGCCGAAGGUUUAUUCAACGCCGAGCCUACCUGUCCGCUCGGAAUGUAUCGGGAAACAAGAGGACGUAGAGCGCUGGUCACACCUACAGGGUAUCUCUUUACCGCAUAUCGAUGCUGAGAUUGGUCUUCUGAUUGGCAGUGACGUUCCAGAGAUACUGCAACCUCUCGAAGUACGAACAAGUGAGAACGGUGGACCCUUUGCCACAAGAACCUUGCUAGGUUGGGUUCUAAACGGACCGCUAGGGCGAGAAGGUAGCAGCCCCCCUAUAGUGAAUGGCAUCCAAGCAGAUCAAGAUCUCAAUCAACGGUUUGAAGAGUAUUGUAACAUGGAAUUUGAUGAUGUUACCCACGAAAUGAAACCGACCAUGUCUCAGAACGACAAGAAAGCACUGAAACUCAUGGAACAAUCAGCUAAACUGGUGAACGGCCACUACGAAAUUGGAUUGCCAUGGAAAACAUACCCACCACCACUUUCAAACAACCGAUCGCAAGCAGAACAACGCCUUCGCUCGCUGAAGAAACGACUUCAGCACGAUCAAUCCUUGCUUGAGAAGUAUAAAAGGUUCAUGGACGACCUGUUUUCUAAAGAUUACGCCAGAAAGGUGUCUAGUCAAGAAACCGGACCUCUGGAAACCCAAUGGUAUCUGCCCCACCAUCCAGUGUUUCACCCACAGAAGCCUGACAAGGUUCGAGUAGUGUUCGACUGUUCGGCAAAACAUCGGGACACUUCACUAAACGACCAGUUGCUACAGGGGCCGGAUCUCACCAACAGUCUCGUCGGCGUGCUGACUUGGUUCAGAGAGGAACCCGUUGCAAUGAUCGCAGAUGUCGAGGCUAUGUUUUACCAGGUGCGCGUCCCUUCGUCAGAUUGUGAUGCUUUGAGGUUUCUGUGGUGGCCUGAUGGCGACCUUUCUAAGGAGGCGGAGGAAUAUGAAAUGAGAGUCCAUCUUUUUGGCGGCGCAUCAUCUCCGAGCUGCGCAAACUUUGCGCUCAAGAGAACUGCGAAAGAUAACGAGACAAGUUUCAACGCUAAGGUAAUCGAAACGGUAGAAAAGAACUUUUACGUUGAUGAUUGCCUGAAGUCAGUCAGGGAAGAAGAAGAGGCAGUCGAUCUUGCAAAAAAGCUACGCGAGUUGCUUGCGCGAGGUGGAUUCAAGCUCACAAAAUGGCUCUCCAAUCCAAGAAAGGUGGUCGAAUCCUUACCUGAAUCAGAACGAGCUUCAGUAGUCAAAAAUCUCGACUUCGAUUGCUGGUCCAUGGAAAGAGCGCUCGGUGUCCAAUGGAAUAUAACAUCGGACAAAUUUGGUUUUAAGAUCGUCAUCAAAGACCGGCCUGCCACGAGAAGAGGUAUGUUGUCGAUCGUUAGUUCAGUUUACGAUCCUUUGGGGUUCGCUGUCGUUUUGUCUGUUUUGCUGUCGAUCGCUGCUUCAAGCCUGCUGAAUUAG